Messenger RNA from Penicillium chermesinum, 588 nucleotides. Its product is annotated as glutathione peroxidase. Gene Ontology annotation, biological process: response to oxidative stress. Bases 1 to 588 code for a protein of 195 amino acids. The transcript has 2 exons. Gene Ontology annotation, molecular function: glutathione peroxidase activity. The record is from RefSeq and is a predicted model, not a curated record. Lineage: Eukaryota; Fungi; Ascomycota; Eurotiomycetes; Eurotiales; Aspergillaceae.
AUGUCCUCCGCCACUACCUUUUAUGACUUCGAGCCUCUCGACAAGAAGGGCGCUCCCUACCCCCUCAAGUCGCUAAGCGGCAAAGUCGUCCUUGUCGUCAACACCGCCUCCAAGUGCGGUUUCACCCCCCAGUUCGAAGGCCUCGAGGCCCUGUACAAAAAGUUCAAGGCGUCGAACCCAGACGACUUUACCAUCAUCGGCUUCCCCUGUGGCCAAUUCGCCAACCAGGAACACAGCAAAGACGACGAGAUCCAAUCCUUCUGCCAGGUGAACUACGGCGUGACUUUCCCCGUGCUGGGCAAGACGGACGUGAACGGCGACAAAGCCGCGCCCGUCUUCACCUGGCUCAAGGAGCAGGUGCCCGGCGUUCUGGGCCUGAAGCGCGUGAAGUGGAACUUCGAGAAGUUCCUGGUCGGCGCGGACGGAAAGGUCGUGGACCGCUGGUCGAGUCUCACCAAGCCUGAGUCCUUGGAGCAGCCUAUCCGCGAGGCGCUCGAGAAGGGCAAGAAGCAAGGUAUCCUUGCGUCGCAGAAGAAGGCCGAGACUGGUGAGAGUGGCGAGGCUGGUGAGCAGGCUAAGCUGGCGUAA